Messenger RNA from Trichosporon asahii var. asahii CBS 2479, 3300 nucleotides. RefSeq names its product translation elongation factor 2. Gene Ontology annotation, cellular component: cytosol; ribonucleoprotein complex. The record is from RefSeq and is a predicted model, not a curated record. Bases 1 to 3300 code for a protein of 1099 amino acids. NCBI's taxonomy places the organism in Eukaryota, Fungi, Basidiomycota, Tremellomycetes, Trichosporonales, Trichosporonaceae. The transcript has 2 exons. Gene Ontology annotation, molecular function: GTPase activity; GTP binding; ribosome binding. Gene Ontology annotation, biological process: cytosolic ribosome assembly.
AUGCCAGCACCAGCACCGACGUAUGCGGCGCCGCUGGCUAACACGCGCAACGUGACGAUUGUUGCGCACGUUGACCACGGCAAGACCUCCUUUGCUGACUCGCUCCUGUCGUCCAACAACAUCAUCUCCACCCGACUCGCCGGCAAGCUCCGUUUCCUCGACAGCCGAGAAGAUGAGCAGGAGCGCGGUAUCACGAUGGAGAGCUCGGCGGUCAGCUUGCGAUUCGACAUGAUGCGACCAGGACCAGACGGAAAACGACAUGUCGACUUUGCAUCCGAGGUCUCCACGGCAUCGCGACUGUGUGACGGUGCGCUCGUGCUCGUCGACGUUUGGGAGGGCGUGUGCACGCAGACCAUUGCCGUGCUGCGACGAGCGUGGAUCGACCGUCUCCGGCCACUUCUCGUGAUCAACAAGAUGGACCGCCUCAUCACCGAGCUUCAGCUUACUCCCCUGGAAGCGUACCACCACAUCGCGCGUCUGAUCGAGCAGGUGAACGCCGUUAUGGGCUCGUUCUUCGCCUCGGAGCGUAUGGAGGACGACCUGCGAUGGCGCGAGGCGCGUGAGAAGCGUCUCGCGGAGCGUGCUGAGGCUGCUGCCAACGGGGAUUUGACUGACGACGCCCCCGAGGAGGAGUUCGAAGAGCGCGAGGACGAGGAUAUCUACUUCUCUCCCGAGCGGGGGAAUGUCCUCUUCGCGAGUGCCAUCGACGGUUGGGCGUUCCGCCUCGGCAAGUUCGCUCGCCUGUAUGCCGACAAGCUCGGAGUCAAGGAGGCCAACCUUCGUCGCGCACUCUGGGGAGAGUGGUACCUCGACCCGAAGACGAAGCGCGUCGUUUCCCGCAAGGGUCUCAACGGACGGCCGCUCAAGCCGCUCUUCGUCCAGUUCGUGCUCGAAAACAUCUGGCGUGUCUACGACACCGUUCUCGAGCAACACCAAUACACGCCCGAAGCUACCGAGAAGAUUGUGAAGGCGCUCGGCGUUCGCGUCGCCCCCCGUGAGCUCAAGAGCAAGGACACCCGCCCACUCCUGACCACAAUCAUGCAGCAGUGGCUACCCCUCAGCACGGCGACAUUCCAGGCCGUCGUCGACGUCAUCCCCGCCCCGGAUGCUGCCCAGGCUGUCCGAUGCCCCUUCAUGCUGCACCCCGAAGAGGCUGCUGCCUCGUCCACGCCUCUCCAGCCCGAGAACAACACCGAGGAGGCGCUGUACAAGUGCGACCAGUCCGACGCCGCGCCCAUGGUGACGUAUGUCUCCAAGAUGUUUGCGGUGCGCCGCUCCGAACUGCCCGAGCACCGGCCGCGCGAGAUGACUGCUGAGGAGAUGCGUGAGCGCGGCCGUAUCGAGCGAGAACGUCGUGCCGCUGCCGCCGCCGCGGGAGCCGACAAGACCGCCGAGGAGCUUGGACGCCCGCUGCAGGAACUCUCGCUGGAGGAGUCGGCGCCGGACCACAUUGCGGCGCAGGAGGAGGCGAAGCAGGACCAGGACGGUGAGGUCCUCCUCGGCUUUGCGCGUGUGUUCGCGUCCACGCUACGCCGCGGAGACGAGGUCACUGUAACUCUGCCGAAGUACGACGCCUCCCUUGGCCCGAACCACAAGCGCAACGCACGCUGGGUGCGCACCGCCCGCGUCGGCGACCUGUACAUGAUGAUGGGCCGUGACCUUGUUUCCGUCGACUUCGUGCCCGCCGGCCAUGUCUGCGCUGUCGGCGGACUCGAGGGUGUGGUGCACCGUGCCGGCACGCUGAACGCGCGCACGGCCGAGCCCGUCAACCUUGCCAGUGUGAACAUGGGCGGUGCGCCCAUCCUCCGCGUUGCUGUCGAGCCCGUCAACCCCUCCGAGAUGCCCAAGCUCGUGGCCGGUCUGAAGGUGCUGAACGCCUCCGACCCCUGCGCCGAGUACCUCGUGCAGGAGACGGGUGAGCACGUCAUUUUGACGGCGGGCGAACUGCACCUCGAGCGCUGCGUGCGCGACCUGAAGGAGCGCUUCGCCAAGUGCGACCUUACCGUUUCGGAGCCGAUCGUACCCUUCCGCGAGACGGCGAUUAAGGCGCCGGACAUGGCUCCGCCGAAGGAGGGCGGCGCGCGCGGUACGAUCACGAGCGCAAUCUACGACGGCCUCGUCGAGAUCCAGGUCCGCGCCGUUCCUCUGCCCGAGAACAUCACCGAGUUCCUGCUCGCGCACCAGUCCACGAUCGCGAGCAUGUUCACAAAGGCGAAGCCGGACGCCGGCAAGAAACCCAAACCCAGCGCCGACGGCACCGACACGCCCAAGUCCACAGCCGAGGAGGACGACAGUGACUCCGAAGACGAAGAUGAGGACGCGACCGUCGAGGAACGCAACGAGGAAACGCGCUCGAUGCCCGUCGACGAGUUCUGGACCCAGCUUUCCGCCCUCUUCGACAAGGCUGGUCCGGACUGGGCCGGUGCGGCGGAUAGGAUCUGGGCGUUUGGACCCCGCCGCGUCGGCGCCAACGUCCUCCUUGACCCUGUUGGAUCAUCCAACGCUCGCCUGCGUAAGCGCGAGGCGCUCUUCGCUGCGGCCCGUGAGCGCGGCCAGUCUGCGGCUGAGGCGCUUGCGUCAGCCCAGGCUGCCGGCGGCGCGGGAGGGGUCGAGAUGGUUGGCGACGCCGAGGCGGAGGGCAAGGACGAGGCGCGGAUGGCGCGCGACUUUGACCACUCCCUCGAGGCUGGCUUCCAGCUCGCAAACUUGCAGGGCCCGCUGUGCGCCGAGCCCGUCGUGGGUAUGGCCUACAUCGUCGAGCACGUGCGGUAUGACCCUUCCAAGUCGACUUCCACGUCCUCGCACGCCGUCAUCGGCAGUCUCAUCUCUGCCGCCCGCGACGCGUUCCGCCAGGGCCUGCUCGACUGGUCUCCCCGUCUCAAGCUGGCCAUGUACGCGUGUGAUGUGCAGGCCUCCUCCGACGUGCUGGGCAAGGUCUAUGCCGUGCUGAACCGUCGCCGCGGCAAGAUCACGAGCGAGGAGAUGAAGUCUGGCACCGACUUCUUCACGAUCCACGCCGAGAUGCCUGUCGUUGAGAGUUUCGGCUUUGUCGACGAGAUCCGCAAGAAGACCUCGGGAGCGGCUCAGCCGCAGCUCAUCUUUGCUGGCUUCCGCGAGAUUCUCGGCAUUGACCCCUUCUGGGUGCCUACCACGCAGGAGGAGCUCGAGGAUCUGGGCGAGAUUGCGGACCGCGAAAACCCCGCUCUCGCGUACAUGGAGCAGGUUAGGCGCAGGAAGGGUCUCGAGGUUAGGAAGAGGCUCGUUGUCAGCGCCGAGAAGCAGAGGACUCUCAAGCGUUAG